Molecule: messenger RNA, 2265 nt
Organism: Daucus carota subsp. sativus
Lineage: Eukaryota; Viridiplantae; Streptophyta; Magnoliopsida; Apiales; Apiaceae
Exons: 9
Coding region: 164-2005 (613 amino acids)
Molecular function (GO): ubiquitin binding
Source: RefSeq, a predicted model, not a curated record
CUUAGCUACAAUAUUGUCUUGAUCAACCGAUCAUCUCCCCCAGCUUCUCAGUUUCCUACCACAACAUAAAACACACAUAAAUACCCUCACUCUUAUCCCACCUUUUUUCAAUUCUGUUUCUUGGCCAACAAGAGAAAAAGGAGAGGAGAUCUUGUGUGUUGAGAUGGGUUUUAAUUCAGUUUAUAAGGUUCUGCAGGAGGUUUUUCCGCAGGUUGAUUCCCGGAUACUGAGAGCUGUUGCUAUUGAGAAUUCUAAGGAUGCUGAUGUGGCUGUUGGGGUGGUUCUUUCUGAAAUUGUGCCAUCUCUUUCUGUAAAAAGCGGAAAAAUUGCUACUUCUCCCAAUCAUAGUCCAAGUUUGCCCAAUCCAUAUGAAGAUGUUGAAGUCCCUAAUACAGGUGGGGGGACAUCUGGUGCUGGGGUCAAUUAUGGAGUUUCUGAAAAAGUUAUUGCAGCUCAACAGGUUUCAUCGAGGAAACCUGGUGAAUCUGUUUCUGCUGAGUUUGAUAUCCCCUUCGUGAACUUCAAAUCUGCUGGUCCCAGUAAUGUUACAAAUGAGGUGAAGGAUCAGGUGUUUGUAGAUGCCGUGGAUGAGUUUGGUGAGAAUAUCAGUUUAUCAGGGAGGCGCCAAGUAAACAGUACAGAAGAGGAUCAAAUAUUUCCUAGGAGAUCAUCUAUGCUUGCUGAACGAGGUAAUCAGCCUUUAAAUGAUACAAAUGGCUUUGUGAAUUCUCUGUCUCUUCAUGAAGAAGAACAAUCAAGUUUAGAUGAACUCGUACGGAAGAAUCAUCGUUCUGUGACUCCAGUAGCUGAUGUGGAUCCAGCAGCUGUUCAAAUGAUCUCUCUGAAUAAUUCGGAAAGCAACAGUCAGCAUGUAACUGAGCCAAUCUCACCAGUUACCGAAGUUGAAAAACCAGAAGCAGACAUUGCAUCCCUUGCUGCUUCAGGGGGAGAUAUAUGCUCCAGUGAAAUGGUUGAUUAUCAGAAUGUGAAUAUGGUGAAUAUUACAUCAGAUGUUUCAGUUGAAGAUUUAGAGAAAGAAGAGCAGAGUGGAGUGAACAGCUUAUUCGCUAGUGACAUUGGUGAUUUUGAGGAUGAGACAUCUAUGGAGGCUAUUGUUACCAGCCGAUCUGGCCCGAUGGUUAGUGCUGAACUUCUUGAGGGUAUUAUUGAGAAUGAAAAAAGUGAAAAGAUAGCACUGCGUUCAGCUAAGGAUUCACUUUUAAGCUUCAUCAAUGAAGUGGAAAUGAAAGAGAAGUCUGUAGAGAAAGCUAGAGAAGAGGCUGCUCAUGGGGGCUUGGAUACACUUGCUAGGGUGGAAGACCUUAAAAAGAUGUUGCAACGCGCAAAGGAAGCAAAUGACAUGCAUGCUGGUGAAGUAUAUGGUGAAAAAGCUAUUCUAUCCACUGAAAUGAGGGAGCUCAAAUCUCGCCUACACAGCUUGUCAGAUGAAAGGGUCAAAGCUCUUGCAACUCUUGAUGAGAUCCAUCAAGCGCUUAAGCUGCGGUUGGUUUCAGCUGAAGCUGAAAUCAAAGAGGCAGAGCGUGAAAAGCUUGAAAAGGAAACCUCUGCCUUUGAGUGUCUUGCUCGUGAAGAAAGCAGGAUGCAGAAGGUGGCUGAAGAAUCGAAGAUAUUGGAGCAACAAGCCGAGGAGAAUUCCAAGUUGAGAGAGUUCCUCAUUGAUCGAGGGCAAUUAGUCGAUAUGCUACAAGGAGAGAUAUCAGUUAUAUGCCAAGAUGUGAAGUCACUGAAAGCCAGGUUUGACCAAGGAGUCCCUUUGAGCAAAUCUUUAUCUUCCAGUCGGACAACCUCUAUAUCAACUUCGCCAAGUUCAUCUGUACUCGGUGCAUCAUUCGAAAAGUUGCCUGAAGCAGAGGUGGUUGCUUCCCCCAAAAGUGGAAAGGCGAGUUCAUCAAAUAUAACUGAUGAUGAGCUUCUAUAUAAAAAUGAAAUCAUAGGUACUGGCAAUGAGCCUGUGGAUGAUGACUGGGUGUUCUUCGACAUUUAAUUUUGCUGAUUGCUACUAUUAAUCAAGAGACUGACUAGUGCCUAUUAAAGUAGUUAGCUAUAGUAUCUUAUAUAUAAAAUUCCGAAUUCUGUGUAUAUAUAGUGGUGGUGUGAUGAGAUUUCGGGGUAACAUUUACAUGGCACAUUUAUGGUCAUGGUGCUUUCUUGGUAAUAAUGGACUAAUUGAGGCUUUGUAUAAAUAAUAAGUGCCCUCAUUCUGUUUAUUUUAUGAAGAAGCAUAGCUUUGUUGCUGACUUGCUG